GCUCCAUUGUGAGAAACCAAGCAUCUUAUCUCGCGACGAUCGAGACAGAUCUCGGCUCUACCCGUAAGCUCAGGAACAAAACGCCGGUUCAGGUACACACAACUCGAUCCCCUCGUAAUCACAGAUUAACUAUGCUUGGCCUUUAUGCAUCAGGAAGGGAUUCUAGUAAUGUUCGUUAUCUCAUCCGUCUCACUCCCACAGAACGUGGUCGAGGUGAGACAUUAUCAUCUGCAUCCAGCCAGUGGGUCACCCGCAAGCAGCAUCCCAUCCGCAUUCAUCACCACCCCCAAAUAAACCAUAUCAAGGCUAUUAAUAGCGUUUCCCGUGGCAAUAAAGCCUUAUACCGCCCUUCCGAGACCAAACAUCGACCCUGUCUCGAAAAAAUGUCAUUUUGUUUUACCUCCAAACUCACGGGCUCACUCUCGUUCAAGCCUUGAAGGCUUUGCUUACACCAUGGCAGCAGUUGAGCUGUACCAUUAUCAUCCUUCGUUUAUUCUUGCCCUUGUUUCUCUUGGUUUGUUUUCUGCUUCGACGGUGGUGUGUUUGUUGCAGAUGAUACGAUGUAGGACUUGGUUUUUCAUACCGUUCCUUUUAGGUUGUAUUGUUGAGGCUGCUGGAUAUGCUUGUCGUGCUGUAUCAGCUUCUGAAUCACCAGACUGGACUUUCGUUCCUUUUGUUGUUCAGACAUUUGCGUUUCUUUUAGGUCCAAGUUUGAUUACUGCGAGUAUCAAUAUGAUUCUGAGCAAAAUCAUCAUUUCUCUGGAUGCAGAUAUCUAUUCACUCGUUCCAGUCAAAGUCAUACCUAAAGUCUUUAUCUUUGGCGACGUGGUCGCUGUGGCAGCACAAUUCACAGGUGCUGGCAUCUUGAUCAAUGCAACUUCAGUCAGUCAGCAAAGAACAGCUCAACUGAUCAUCAUUGGCGGCCUGGCUUUUCAGAUCUACUUUUUCGGCUUCUUCACAUCGGUCUUGCAUAUCGUGCACAGCCGCAUUAUCGACAACCCAUCUCGCCUGAGUACCAAUCUGACCAUCCCUUGGAAACGCUGGAUUAUCGUUCUUUACAUCGCCUGCGGACUUGUAAUCGCUCGAUCAGUCUAUCGAGUGGUCGAGUAUGUCACUGGACCCCUUGGCAUUCUCCAAGCAACAGAAAUCUACUUUUACGUCUUUGACGCAGGAUUCAUAUUCCUUGUCACACUUCUUCUUAACAUAUUCCACCCAAGACAGCUAGCUACGGUUUCGGCAGAUGAUCUACAAGAUAUUGAAACUGUCGUCGUCACUCCUUCUAAACCACCUACUCAAUAUCAACCGCCUCGGACACCUCCAAAGUACCUACAGCCACCACCAUAUCUUCCUUCUUAUGCAAAUCUCAGGAAUCGCGGGCCUUACUAUCAUUACCCUCAAUCUCCAUACAGGACUCAGUCAUAUAUACAGUAUCCGCCUCCUCUGCACUAUUAUCAGCAAAGAAGACCUCCUACGCUGGCCCAUCAUCGUCCACGGACCAAUAGGACUUAUAAGAGCUUCGAUACUUCUUUGAGCUCUUCGUCUAGUUUUAUUAGUAUUUACAACCCUCAGACUGGCCAGUAUGAGCCGUUCAGACGGUAG
This is a messenger RNA of Fusarium odoratissimum NRRL 54006, 1599 nucleotides long. RefSeq lists its product as uncharacterized. Gene Ontology annotation, cellular component: membrane. NCBI's taxonomy places the organism in Eukaryota, Fungi, Ascomycota, Sordariomycetes, Hypocreales, Nectriaceae. Bases 454 to 1599 code for a protein of 381 amino acids. The record is from RefSeq and is a predicted model, not a curated record. The transcript has 3 exons.